AUGGAGAUAAUGAGGCGCGGUCGAGUUAUUUUAGAAAGGAGAUCGCUCCCCUACUCGACUUCGACCCAUGUCGGUGUGGCUUCCCCUGCAAAUCUCCGACCCCGUCUUCCUCGCAGAGCCUCAUCUACUGUCCGAUCUACCUCCUCUACUCGUCUCGCUCGUCCCAAGACUUCACCUACAUCCCGGCCUGCCGCCCUUGUUCAUCCCCAGGCCCCGUCUACAACCCGACCCUUCACCCCGACGCCUCUUCAAUCAAUUAAUCCUUCCCGACCAACCUCCAUCCCUGGUCGCGAUCGCGGUCGAAGAUCAGCCAACAUACCUUACGCCACCCCUGCCUUCAGAGAAGCUUCUCAGGCGGCUCGUCGAGCACGUUCUGUAAACGACCGCUUGAAUCGUGAUGCCCCUUCUUCUUCUCGGCGUAGGGUUCGGAUACCUUCCGAAGAUUCUGACUCGGAUGACCAGCCUUUGGCUCAAAGACUUCGCCACAGGACCCCCAAUCCUAGCCAAGACUCAGGCCCCUCCGUUGUUCCUCCUCCGUGGCCUCCUGUUGCCACCACGACGCCUCCUAUUGCAACCACUACGCCUAUCCCGAGCCAGGCAGAUGCUACUCCUGCUCCACCUGAGGUUCCGACCGAGCCUCCACUAGCUCAACCUUCCACCUCGCAACAACAUCAAAGCACAGAAGCUGGCCCAUCACAUCGCCCUUCAUCAACUACCUCACCUCUAGAGCCUUCUCAUAUGCCCCCUUCAGCUCCUUCUGGGUCAGCUGCUGGGCCUUCUGGCUCAGCUACUGGGCCUUCACAGCCACCACCACCUGUUCAUCACUAUUAUCGUACCACUACCCCCAUCUGA
Messenger RNA from Zingiber officinale, 852 nucleotides. Its product is annotated as vegetative cell wall protein gp1-like. The coding region runs from base 1 to 852 and encodes 283 amino acids. Lineage: Eukaryota; Viridiplantae; Streptophyta; Magnoliopsida; Zingiberales; Zingiberaceae. The transcript has a single exon. The record is from RefSeq and is a predicted model, not a curated record.